UGUUAAUAGUGGCCAUUCAGUGCUUGGGAGCAGUUUUCGGGCAGGCAGACGCCGUGAUGGACAUAUUCAGCGAUUGUCGGAAGUCUUCUCCGGACUUUGAUGAAUGCAUUCAGCGAGCCUUCAAUGAUCUCCGGCCACUGUUUAGUGUUGGAAUUCCUGAAUACAAUGUGGCGCCUUUUGAUCCCCACCGAUCGCCGUACGUUGAGCAGAGAAGAGGCGACGCUAGAGGCCUUGGUGGCUUCCGUCUCAUCCUGACCAAUGUCUCGGAACACGGCUGGACAAACUCAGAAGUGACCAAAUACAGAACUGACGCGAAGAACAACAGGAUCGUCUACUCACAGUUUUUCCCAGAGAAAAGCCUCGAUGGCGAGUAUAUGUUUAAGGCUCAGGCUUUAGGGAAUCCAGCCAAUACAAAGGGAGUGUGGAAUCUAACCCUGUACAACUAUAGUCAAACCACCAGCGUCACGAGGAUCGGCGGUCCCGGAGGACUCCUCAAAGUCAGAGUGGAAAUUGAUAAGAUCGGCGACAUGUCCAUGCACAUCUCCAACUUCUUCGGCGGAAGGAGGGUUUUAGAAAAUAUCGCUGAUGUUGUGAUCAACUCGAUGUGGCAAACGGGAUUUCCAUUCAUCAAGCCGCUCAUAAACGAUUUGGUUAGCACUGCAUUUACUGACAUCUUCAACGAGUCUUUCAGACAUUUUCCACUGGACAGGUUCAUUAAAGAUUAACCAUCUUCUCAGCGAUGUGAUUGUUUUUGUGAAUAAACUAGGAG
Messenger RNA from Phlebotomus argentipes, 769 nucleotides. RefSeq lists its product as uncharacterized. The transcript is spliced from 3 exons. The coding region runs from base 57 to 725 and encodes 222 amino acids. The record is from RefSeq and is a predicted model, not a curated record. NCBI's taxonomy places the organism in Eukaryota, Metazoa, Arthropoda, Insecta, Diptera, Psychodidae.